Messenger RNA from Cylindrotheca closterium, 441 nucleotides. The record is from the annotation of a GenBank genome assembly. NCBI's taxonomy places the organism in Eukaryota, Bacillariophyta, Bacillariophyceae, Bacillariales, Bacillariaceae.
AUGCGAUCUUCUUGGGAUUUCCUUGAGAGUGGUAUAAAACCGCAGCUUCUCCUUGACAACACCAAUAAAAACUUGAAUGAUGAGACUACCACUCUCCUUGUCAACCAAUUCCGGUCACACAUUACUUCCAAUACCAUCAUGUUGUUUGCAUCGGCCCCCAGUUGGCCGCAUGGUGUGGUGGAUCCGAUCCCCCAAUUGUCGCAACUGGCAAUGGAGUAUGACAUUGGUUUGCACGUAGAUGCCUGCCUCGGUGGCUUUGUCCUGCCCUUUUUAGAUGACAAGGAUAAACUUACACUGCCUCUGUUUGAUUUCCGAUUGCCAGGAGUCACGAGCAUCAGUGUGGAUACCCACAAAUAUGGAUGUGCUACCAAGGGGACUAGUGUGGUGCUCUAUCGGUCGCGAGAAUUGCAGCAUGCCUCUUACUUUAGCUACUCCUCCUAG